Messenger RNA from Carya illinoinensis, 1839 nucleotides. RefSeq lists its product as uncharacterized. Bases 1 to 1839 code for a protein of 612 amino acids. The transcript has 3 exons. Gene Ontology annotation, molecular function: catalytic activity. The record is from RefSeq and is a predicted model, not a curated record. NCBI's taxonomy places the organism in Eukaryota, Viridiplantae, Streptophyta, Magnoliopsida, Fagales, Juglandaceae.
AUGGAAAAGAUUAGGAAUAAGCUGGGAUUUGAUCAAAGUUUUGUGGUUGACAGUAUAGGCAAGAGUGGUGGACUGGCACUACUUUGGAAAAAUGAAGUAAAGGCUCAGCUGACCUCCUACUCUAGGAGUCACAUUGCAGUAACCAUAACACCUGAGUAUGGUGGACAACCUUGGCUGUUGUCAGGUUUCUAUGGGAAUCCAUCAGCUGAGAAAAGGAAAGGGAGUUGGCAGUUGUUGAGAAUGUUAAAGCCAGAGAACCAUACCCCAUGGCUGUGCAUGGGGGACUUCAAUGAAAUCCUCAGUAUGGCUAAGAAGUCAAGGGCUGCUUAUAGUCCUUUCUCUCAAAUGGAAAGGUUUAGGGAAGCUUUAGAUGCCUGUGAGCUUAGUGACCUGGGCUAUAUAGGCUCGAAGUUCACAUGGAGCAACAAAAGAGAUGGAGGCAGUUUCACUAAAGAAAGGUUGGAUCGAGCUUUGGGAAAUGCAACUUGUCCUUUACUCUACAGCAAUUGGGAAGUUCAUGUUCUACCUGUCAUAAAUUCUGAUCACUCCCCUUUGUUUCUGGUAUGUGACAAUGGGGCAGGUAUGCUGAGGAAGGAGCAUAAGCUGUUUAGGUAUGAAGCCAGCUGGUCCAAAAGGGAAGGGUGCAAGGAUACAGUCGAAAGAGCCUGGAUGACAGACUCCUAUAGGGGCCAUUCCCUAAGCUCCAUCAAAACUGGCAUGGCUAGAUGCAGACAUCAACUGAGAAGCUGGCAGAAGACAAGUGCAGGUAUUGAAGAGGCACUACAAGGUAUGGAGCCUAUGGUGACACUAGAGAUGAACAGAAAUUUACUAGCUGAAUGCACGUUUGAGGAAGUUAAAAAUGCUGUGUUUGAGAUGCAACCUCUGAGUUCCCCAGGCCCUGAUGGAUUUUGUGCCGGUUUUUAUCAAGACAACUGGACUAUAGUAGGAGACAAGGUGUUCUCAACAGUGAAGGACUUCUUCUCAACCAGGUCAGGAACAGGUGAGGUAAAUGAUACUUACAUUGUUUCAAUUCCCAAGAAGAAGUGUCCUGACUUAGUUACUGAGUAUAGGCCUAUAAGCCUCUGUAAUGUCCUAUAUAAAAUCGUUGCCAAGGUUUUAGCAAACAGGUUAAAAGCCUUUCUGCCAUCCAUCAUUGCACCAGCACAAAGUGCUUUUGUAAUAGGUCGUUUGAUUUCAGAUAAUAUCAUAGUGGCAUACGAGGCCAUACACUCAAUGCAGUAUAGGAUGAGGAGCAAAAAAGAAGGGUAUAUGGCCUUGAAAUUGGACAUGAGCAAGGCCUAUGACAGAAUAGAGUGGGCUUUCUUGCAAGCUGUCUUGAGAAAGAUGGGAUUUGCAGAAGCAUGGACUAAGCUUAUUAUGGAGCGUGUGACUUCAGUGAGAGGACUGAGGCAAGGGGAACCCCUAUCCCCUUACCUCUUUAUCCUAUGCUUUGAAGUUCUUGGUGGAAUGCUUGACAAGGCUAAAGAGAAAGGACUAGUAUCUAGGUUUCCAUUUGCCAGGGGCUCUUUAUUGGUUAACCACCUCUUUUUUGCAGAUGAUAGCUUGCUCUUCUGCAGAGCCAAUGCGCUGGAAUGGAAUAGAUUAAUCAAGGUCUUGAACUCAUAUGAAAAUGCAUCUGGCCAGAGGUUAAACAUGGACAAAACAUCAAUUUACUUCAGCAAGAACACCAGUCCUAUCAAUAAAGAAACCAUUCUUGCUGCAGCUCAAGUGAAGGAAGCAAAGGCUUUUGAGAAGUACCUAGGCCUUCCCUCGUAUGUGGGAAGACAUCAACUAGCAGCAUUCAGGCCCAUACUGGACUCUAUUAGAAACAAGAUCUAG